This is a messenger RNA of Lathyrus oleraceus (garden pea), 1849 nucleotides long. RefSeq lists its product as uncharacterized. NCBI's taxonomy places the organism in Eukaryota, Viridiplantae, Streptophyta, Magnoliopsida, Fabales, Fabaceae. The transcript is spliced from 2 exons. Bases 110 to 1645 code for a protein of 511 amino acids. The record is from RefSeq and is a predicted model, not a curated record.
CCUUAAUGUACUUUCUCUUUUCAUUCACUUAUAAAUAGCCCAAUUCAUUUCCAUUUCAAUACAUCUUUCACAUUAAAACAAUUUUCCCACAAAACCAUAACAUAAAGAAAUGGCACACAAAAAUGUUUUGUCUCUCCUCCUUUUUGUCAUGCUCUUGUUGAUUAAUGGACAAGGAAGCUUUGCCCGAUAUAUGAUACAAGAGAAUGUAGAUGAAAUACAAGUUGCUCAACCUUACCUUGACGGUUGGCUCAAAAAUCCUUUGAAGAAUCAAAAACACAUUGCUAACUCUAACCAAGUUUACCUUGAUGGAUGGUUGAAAGAUACUCGGGCAGAGAAAACCAAAUCCUCCCAGGAUUCCGAUCAAGUCUAUCUUGAUGGAUGGUUGAAAGAUAUCAGAGCAGAGAAACCAAAAUCGACCUCUGAAUCCAACCAAGUUUACCUUGAUGGAUGGUUGAAAGAUACUCGAGUUGAGAAAACAAAAUCUACUGGUGACUCCAAUCAAGUUUAUCUUGAUGGAUGGUUGAAAGAUAUCAGAGCCAAGAAAGAAAAGUCCACACCUAACUCCAACCAAGUUUACCUUGAUGGAUGGUUGAAAGAUACUAGAGCAGAGAAACCAAAAUCGACCUCUGAAUCCAACCAAGUUUACCUUGAUGGAUGGUUGAAAGAUACUCGAGCUGAGAUAGCAAAAUCUACAGGUGACACCAACCAAGUUUAUCUUGAUGGAUGGUUGAAAGAUAUCAGAGUUGAGAAAGAAAAGUCAAUACCUAACUCCAACCAAGUGUACCUUGAUGGAUGGUUGAAAGAUACUAGAGCAGAGAAAGCAAAAUCCACUUCUGAAUCCAACCAAGUUUAUCUUGAUGGAUGGUUGAAAGAUACCCGAGUUGAGAAAGCAAAAUCUACAGGUGACACCAACCAAGUUUAUCUUGAUGGGUGGUUGAAAGAUAUCAGAGCUGAGAAAGAAAAGUCAAUUCCUAACUCCAACCAAGUUUACCUUGAUGGAUGGUUGAAAGAUACAAGAGCAGAGAAAGCAAAAUCCACCUCUGAAUCCAACCAAGUUUACCUUGAUGGAUGGUUGAAAGAUACCCGAGCUGAGAAAGACAAAUCUACCCCUGACUCCAACCAAGUUUACCUUGAUGGAUGGUUGAAAAAUACCCAAGCUAAGAAAACAAAAACCAUGUCUGACUCCAACCAAGUUUACCUUGAUGGAUGGUUGAAAGAUUCCCGAACUGAGAGAACAAAAGCUACCCCUGACUCCAACCAAGUAUACCUUGAUGGAUGGUUGAAAGAUACCCGAGCAGAGAAAACAAAAUCCACCUCUGAUUCCAAACAAGUUUAUCUUGAUGGUUGGUUGAAAGACACCCGAGCUGAAAAAGAAAAAUCCUCCUCUGACUCCAACCAAGUUUACCUUGAUGGAUGGUUGAAAGAUAUUCGAGCUGAAAAAACGAAAUCCCCCUCUGACUCCAACCAAGUUUAUCUUGAUGGAUGGUUGAAAGACAUUCGAGAUGAGACAACAAAAUCUACCUCUGAUUCUAACCAGGUUUAUCUUGAUGGAUGGUUGAAAGAUAUCCGAGCUGAGAAAACAAAAUCCAUCCCUGACUCCAAACAAGGUUAUCUUGAUGGAUGGUUGAAAAAUACCCGAAACUAGUUCAUGUCUUUAUUAAUCAAUAUCUAUGUCAUUUUGAAAACUUUUCAUGUUGCUCAUAUGUUUUUAAUCUUCGUGCUUAGUAAAACCUUAUUUCUAUGUAUUAAGUAAGAUCUCGUUUGUGUACUAAAUAAGUUAUUGUUUCUAUGAACUAGUUGUUUGUGUUUUAAAAUAAACUUUAAUUUAAUCUGAUAAAGAUUGAGUUGA